This is a messenger RNA of Camponotus floridanus (Florida carpenter ant), 636 nucleotides long. It is a transcript of the gene Srp19, whose product is annotated as signal recognition particle 19 kDa protein. Gene Ontology annotation, molecular function: 7S RNA binding. Lineage: Eukaryota; Metazoa; Arthropoda; Insecta; Hymenoptera; Formicidae. The record is from RefSeq and is a predicted model, not a curated record. The transcript is spliced from 2 exons. Gene Ontology annotation, cellular component: signal recognition particle, endoplasmic reticulum targeting. Gene Ontology annotation, biological process: SRP-dependent cotranslational protein targeting to membrane, signal sequence recognition; SRP-dependent cotranslational protein targeting to membrane. The coding region runs from base 105 to 545 and encodes 146 amino acids.
UAUUUUAAAAUAAUCAUCCUUUUGAAAAUUUGUCAUCAAUAGUCGAUAUAAUCGAUAGUCGAUAUGCAAUAUGCAGCUUUCAACCACAGAUAUACAAAUACAACAUGUCGCUUGCAUGGAAUCCAUCGAAGAAUCACAGUGAACGUGAGAGAUGGGUGUGCAUUUACCCAAUAUAUUUAAACAACAAAAGGAGUUUGAAGGAAGGACGAAAGUUGGCCAAGGAUAAAUGCGUAGAGAACCCAACGCAUCAAGAGAUACGGGAUGUAUUGGUAGCAGGAGGUUUUAAUGUAGGCGUCGAGAAUAAACUACAUCCGAAAGAACGCAGCAAGGAACCUCUGUAUCGCGGUCGUAUUCGCAUACAGUUAAAAAAUGACGAUGGUACACCAUUACGACCCGACUUUCCCACUAGAGAUUCUCUUUUGGCAUACAUUGGAAUUACAAUUCCAAAGUUAAAGACUCGUCAGGGCAAACAGAGUUCUAGUGAGCAAGCGUCGCAACCAUCCGCAUCAACAUCAAAGAAAGGAAAAGGUAAAGGAAGAAGGUAAAGAAGAGGAUUUGGAACUAUAUAUCAUAAUGUGAAGUGAUUUUUGCUUAUAUUUUCAUUAUAGAAAGCAUUUCUGUAUACACAUAUAUGUA